Molecule: messenger RNA, 4637 nt
Organism: Rattus rattus (black rat)
Lineage: Eukaryota; Metazoa; Chordata; Mammalia; Rodentia; Muridae
Gene: Scube3
Product: signal peptide, CUB domain and EGF like domain containing 3
Exons: 22
Coding region: 1-2985 (994 amino acids)
Biological process (GO): signal transduction
Cellular component (GO): cell surface
Molecular function (GO): calcium ion binding
Source: RefSeq, a predicted model, not a curated record
AUGGGCUCGGGGCGCGUCCCCGGGCUCUGCCUGCUCGUCCUGCUGGUCCACGCGCGCGCCGCCCAGCAUGGCAAAGCUGCGCAAGAUGUAGAUGAGUGUGUGGAGGGCACGGAUCACUGUCACAUUGAUGCCAUCUGCCAGAACACCCCACGGUCAUACAAGUGCAUCUGCAAGUCCGGCUACACGGGGGAUGGCAAGCAUUGCAAAGACGUGGAUGAGUGUGAACGGGAGGACAACGCUGGCUGUGUGCACGACUGUGUCAACAUCCCUGGUAACUACCGGUGCACCUGCUACGACGGGUUCCACCUGGCACACGACGGACACAACUGUCUGGACGUGGAUGAGUGUGCAGAGGGCAAUGGGGGCUGCCAGCAGAGCUGUGUCAACAUGAUGGGCAGCUACGAAUGCCACUGCCGAGAUGGCUUCUUCCUCAGUGACAACCAGCACACCUGUAUCCAGCGGCCAGAAGAAGGAAUGAACUGCAUGAACAAGAACCACGGCUGUGCCCACAUUUGCCGGGAGACUCCGAAGGGGGGCAUUGCCUGUGAAUGCCGCCCUGGCUUCGAGCUCACCAAGAACCAACGGGACUGUAAAUUGACCUGCAACUACGGGAACGGUGGCUGCCAGCACACAUGCGAUGACACAGAGCAGGGUCCUCGGUGCGGCUGCCACGUCAAGUUUGUGCUCCAUACGGACGGAAAGACAUGCAUUGAGACCUGUGCCGUCAACAACGGAGGCUGUGACAGUAAGUGUCACGAUGCAGCAACUGGUGUCCACUGCAGCUGCCCUGUGGGUUUCAUGCUGCAGCCAGACAGAAAGACCUGCAAAGACAUAGACGAGUGCCGCUUACACAACGGGGGCUGUGACCACAUCUGCCGCAACACAGUGGGCAGCUUUGAAUGCAGCUGUAAGAAGGGCUACAAGCUUCUCAUCAACGAGAGGAGCUGCCAGGAUAUAGAUGAGUGCUCCUUUGAUCGAACCUGUGACCACAUGUGUGUCAACACUCCGGGAAGCUUCCAGUGUCUCUGUCAUCGAGGAUACCUUCUGUAUGGCAUCUCUCAUUGUGGGGAUGUGGACGAAUGCAGCAUCAAUAAGGGGGGCUGCCGCUUUGGCUGCAUCAACACCCCAGGCAGCUAUCAGUGUACCUGCCCGGCAGGCCAGGGCCGCCUCCACUGGAACGGGAAGGAUUGCACAGAGCCAGUGAAAUGCCAGAGUAGUUCUGGAGCCUCAAAAGCCAUGCUCAGCUGCAGUCGCUCGGGCAAGAAGGACACCUGUGCCCUGACCUGCCCCUCCCGGGCCCGGUUCUUACCAGAGUCGGAGAACGGAUUCACAGUGAGCUGCGGUACCCCGAGCCCUAAAGCUGCUGCAGGUCGAGCCAUUCACCCGGGGAACAGCACCAUCUCCAACUCCUGCCAUGAGGCUGCAGUGCUACCAGUCAAGCAGAGGGCCUCCUUUAAGAUCAAGGACGCCAAAUGUCGUCUGCAUCUGCGAAACAAAGGCAAAGCGGAGGAGGCCAGCGGCAGAAUCCCGGGGCCAGGUGGUGCCUCCUGCUCUGACUGCCAGGUCACCUUUAUCCAUCUUAAGUGUGACUCUUCUCGGAAGGGCAAGGGCAGACGGGCCCGGACCCCUCCAGGCAAGGAGGUUACCCGACUUACCCUGGAAUUAGAAGCUGAGGUCAGAGCAGAAGAAACGACAGCUGGCUGUGGGCUGACUUGCCUCCGACAGCGGAUGGAACGAAGGCUGAAAGGGUCCCUGAAGAUGCUCAGAAAGUCCAUCAACCAGGACCGGUUCCUGCUGCGUCUGGCCGGCCUUGACUAUGAGCUAGCCCACAAGCCAGGCCUGGCAGCUGGGGACCGAGCAGAGCUAGUGGAGGUCUGCCGACCCGGGCAGCACCGAGCAGGCACCAAGUGUGUCAGCUGCCCGCAGGGAACGUAUUACCACGGCCAGACGGAGCAGUGUGCGCCAUGCCCAGCGGGCACCUUCCAGGAGAGGGAAGGGCAGCUCUCCUGCGACCUUUGCCCUGGGAGUGAUGCCCACGGGCCUCUUGGAGCCACCAACGUCACCACGUGUGCAGGUCAGUGCCCACCUGGUCAACACUCAGGGGAUGGAUUUAAGCCCUGCCAGCCCUGCCCACGUGGCACCUAUCAGCCCGAAGCAGGACGAACCCUGUGCUUCCCCUGUGGCGGAGGCCUCACUACCAAGCACGAGGGGGCAGUCUCCUUCCAGGACUGUGACACCAAAGUCCAGUGCUCCCCGGGCCACUACUACAACACUAGCAUCCAUCGCUGUAUCCGCUGUGCCGUGGGCUCCUACCAGCCAGACUUCCGCCAGAACUUCUGCACCCGCUGCCCAGGAAAUACAAGCACGGACUUCGAUGGCUCUACCAGUGUGGCCCAGUGCAAGAAUAGGCAGUGUGGCGGGGAGCUGGGUGAGUUCACUGGCUACAUCGAGUCUCCCAACUACCCGGGCAACUACCCAGCUGGUGUGGAGUGCAUCUGGAACAUCAACCCCCCACCCAAGCGCAAGAUCCUCAUUGUGGUCCCUGAAAUCUUCCUGCCGUCCGAGGACGAGUGUGGGGACGUCCUGGUCAUGAGAAAGAACUCCUCCCCAUCCUCCAUCACCACGUAUGAGACCUGCCAGACAUACGAGCGGCCCAUCGCCUUCACCGCCCGGUCCAGGAAACUCUGGAUCAACUUCAAGACCAGCGAGGCCAACAGCGCGCGUGGUUUUCAGAUUCCCUACGUGACCUACGAUGAGGACUAUGAGCAGCUGGUGGAAGAUAUAGUGCGGGAUGGCCGGCUGUACGCCUCUGAGAACCACCAGGAGAUCCUAAAGGAUAAGAAGCUUAUCAAGGCCUUCUUUGAGGUCCUGGCCCACCCCCAAAACUACUUCAAGUACACAGAGAAGCACAAGGAGAUGCUGCCAAAGUCCUUCAUCAAGUUACUGCGCUCCAAGGUCUCCAGCUUCCUGAGGCCUUACAAAUAGUGCCUGUGGGCCCCGAGACCCGGGUUUCAGAGCUCCCACCUCCCUGGCCCUCAGAGCUGGCACCCCGACCUCAGACAACAAACUGCCUUCUCCUCUUGGAGGAGAGAGACCACGACACCAGGCACUCUCCCCUCCUGUCUUUCUAGUUACCUUGUCUUCCUCUGUCUCUCUCCUGGAAAAGUCAUUCAGUGCUGUCUGUUCCCCCCAGGGGUGAAGGAAUAGACACCCUCUACCCUCUGCCAUUAUACUGCGGUGCCUUGCUAGCCAGGAGCCAAAAGAUUCCUCCCUCAGCAGCCCGUGAUCCCCAGAGUGACUCUUCCCAGCCCGGAGUCCUGCCAAAGACGCCUUUGACAUGGCAGGUUCAUCCCGACUGCGCUGCUGGGGUACACUCUGAGCCCUGGGGUGCCCGCACAGUCGGUGUCCUCAUCUGUGGAGCUCCUUGCUCUGCCUGGGGCUGACUCCGUAGGGUUUACAAGUUUCCAUACCGCUGGGCUGGCAAAGCCCUGCCAGGGAAGGGAGAACAGCAGGCAGGGGCCCCAGACACACAAAGCUCUCAGAUAGCUCUGCAGGACAGAAAGCAGCUUUUCAAAACAUUGCCCAAAACAAAGAAAAUGUAUAGCCUAAAGGAGCUCCCUGCAGAACGAGUGGAAGCCAGCCUCAGACACUAACCCUUUCCUUGCCAGCCCGCUGUGCCAGCUGUGCCCUCACCCUACCUGAGGGCCCCCUGGGGAGCCUGCUAAGUGCUGUCCCUAGAGAAACCUGGCUGUUGGCUCUCCAGGUCUGGACCUCGCUCCACAGUUGUUUUUCCCUUGUAGCCCCAGGUGGCUUGUGGGCUCCACCAAAGAGGAUGGGCUCUGCAGUCAGCCUGGAGCUGCCUACCUCUAGCCUCAGGCUGUGGGCAGCAGGAGGAGUGAGUGAGUGCCCUUGGCAAGCCGCCUGCCCACCCUCUCCACAUCUGAGAAGUGCAAUCAUUUUGAGUCUUUCUGUGUCGUCUAGAGGGAGGGGUUUUUGUUUGUUUCUUUUUCCUCUUAGCAUAGCCCUAUUUAUAGCUGCCCAGGAGAGGUGUGUUGGGAGUGGAGGACAGCAGUCUGACUGUCUGCAGCCUUAAGUGCCGGAGCAUCUCAUCUGUCUCUGUCCUAGCUGAGGCCGCCCAGAACUUCAGAGCCCUCGGCUGUGCAAGCCCUCAGAGGCGCCCAAAGCACUGGAGGCCAGCUCCGUGAAGUGAUGGGGCAGGAGGCUUCCUGCCUGAGCUGAUGCUGCCUUCCUUGUGUCUCUCUCUGUGGAUUCACGGUCACAGAUGCAGAUGGAACUGGUCAGGAAUCUUCUGCGAGUAGGGACAACCUCUGUCUUCCUGCUUCAUGCUCUCUCCUGACAUACCAUGGAAGAGCAUCAGGAUGGCCAGCGAAAGCUCCCAGGACGUCCAGAGGCUGGAGCAGCCUGAACUUGGACAGUUAGCCAUGUAUGAAGCUGGUGAAGGAACAAGAAGCAGACACUGUGCCUGACACUGGCCGCCUGCCUCCUGGAGCUGACUCAAGCCUGUUUCGACUACUGUUUCAAAAGGAAGAAUGGCGUCUGUGCCCGGGCCCAGGCUCUACCCAUGCUCUACCCUUAACCCAGUUGCUGCCUGUAAAGUCUCCAAUCGUUCCUUCUCC